This is a messenger RNA of Zootermopsis nevadensis, 2196 nucleotides long. NCBI's taxonomy places the organism in Eukaryota, Metazoa, Arthropoda, Insecta, Blattodea, Termopsidae. The record is from RefSeq and is a predicted model, not a curated record.
ACAUUUUUGUCUUAAGCUUCCAAGCAGACUGCAAAAAUAUUUGCAUAAUUAUAUCCGAUACUUUAAUAUUAAAAUCUAGAAAAUUGUACGCUGUGGAAAAAAAAAAAUCACUGCUUUGUAAAUACAAGUCGGUGACUAAACUGGUGAUUAAUGUGGUGUGUAUACAUGUCAAUUGUACUGAUGUUCAUAACAGACGGCUCGAAGCGUAUGUGGAUCGAUGCCGAUAAGUUGGGUUACAAUAAUCUUUGUUUCGUGUUAUGAAUCCAUACUCUUUUAAUGCAGAAUCCACAGGUUGGAUGUUACCUGCCAACAGCAAUGUGUAUAUUAUAUUUUUUCUAUUAUUUAACCCUUUAAAGCCCUGUGGUAAAUAUUUAUACCACUUGCUGUAACAUUUACUAACACUGCAUUUUGCCCACAGAAUGUUCCGUAUGAUUGCUAGAAUAAUCAGCGAUCAUUUACUUAAACGGCGUUAACCAUUCUAUCUUAGUAAUGGUGAAGCGCUGUGUUUUCUUCGCGGUACGGAUUGAAUCCCUAAAUACUUUAUACAGACGAGUUCCGGCUUCAAAGGGUUCACAUACAUGAAUUGUCAUUGAAUGAAUACUGUGAUGGCCAUAAAAACAUACUUAAAUAGAAAAUGAUGAUAUGGGACGUACGUUAAAUUAUUUAUACUUCACGGCAUUUUAAAAUUAUUAACCUUCUUUGUUUAUUUCGAAAUAACUUGCUAACUUCAGAGGUGGGAGAAAUAUUGUCGCCACUUCCUCAUCGGGCAUUUUUUUUAUCAAUUUUUACGUAAAUUUCUCUCAUAUUUGUGAGAAAACCGCAGCGGGUUACGUACAUGAAGACAAAGCUGACAUCAGUUGGAAUUAAUCAGUUCGCCGUGCCUCCUAGGCAACUUCUCCGUCACUCUUGUGUUGCCGGUUAAUCGAUUUGAUACUCGCAGGCGUCAUCCGUCCUGCGCUCGGUGGUCGUAGGAUUGGUUUGUUCAACGCUGCAACUAACUAACGAAUUGCUGGCGUAUUCUACAGUCCAGUUGAAGAACAAUGGUGAUGAAGUUUGCUUGUUUCAAAUCGUUCUGAAUAAGAAACGCGUUAAACCCUUACCUACACAGAUUUCGUUUAAACACCUAACGUAUUAGUGUGGUUAGUGUACGGAUCUCAGAGAGAGAGAGAGAGAGUAAGAGAGUAAUUGAGUCGCAGUCGUUCUUCAAGUACGUAGGAGUUCUAAAGGCGCCAAUUAGCAGAAGAUUCAGUUAUCACGAACGUCAUAUUUGUUAAGCACCGCCCUACGUAAGCGAAGAAGCUUUAUGUCUUCUGUGACAGAGAUUACACCGCGUCACGUUCGAAAUUAAGCAGGAGGUAAGUUUACGACGUCAGUUUCACGUGAACUCGGUUAUUAGAGCCCCUUGAAAUAUGCAACUUGCACCUGUCUUCAGGCCAAACAGGAAUUUACGUGUGUGUGUGUGUGUGUGUGGGACGGGCGGACAUCUCACGGAAGACGAGAUCAGGCAGUCACCUUUCAGCACGAACACGAAGCACUUUUGUGCUGGUAUUGCAGAGCUGAAAUUCCUGUCUUCGGAACUUCCAAGACACUGAAAAUGGAUCUACAUGGAAUCGCCGUUGCGUUGUUUCUGUGCGUGUAUUCAUUCGUCGUCUGUGACGUCAUCGUAGAAGCUCAGACUGUUUCGCCUUUAGCAUCGGAUCGCAGGCCUUACGAUUGCCCGCUCUGUGACUCAUCUGUGUUCAGCUACUGCAGUGACAAGCUGUUGCACGACGCAUGUUGCUGCCUCAAACCUCACGAACUGCCGUACCAGUGCAACUACGCGGACUGCUCGUUCCUGCACGCGAAUUCAUGUCGGGAACAUCGCCUCAUCACCGCCUGCUGUUGCAACAGACUUAUCUUCCACUACAAAUGUGAGUGGGUGCAGGACCGGGGCUGUACAAACUCGUUCUGGCCUUAAGUCCAUCUUUUAAAUUCUCCCAACCCCUCAACUACUGUGAAGGUUUCAGAAGUGCGUCAUUAUCUACGAAGGGGCAUGGGGGAGACGAUUUUCGUUUGUAAACCUUAAGGGAAGAGAUCAUUCCGAAGACGUAGACGUAGUUGGGAGGAUGAUAUUAAUACGAAUUUUAGGGAAAUAAGGUUUUUGGCGUUUGUAUUGGAUUCAUAUAGCUCAUGAUAGUGUCCGAUGGUAAUCUAUUG